Messenger RNA from Sesamum indicum (sesame), 1379 nucleotides. RefSeq names its product geranylgeranyl pyrophosphate synthase 7, chloroplastic-like. Gene Ontology annotation, molecular function: prenyltransferase activity. Gene Ontology annotation, biological process: isoprenoid biosynthetic process. NCBI's taxonomy places the organism in Eukaryota, Viridiplantae, Streptophyta, Magnoliopsida, Lamiales, Pedaliaceae. The record is from RefSeq and is a predicted model, not a curated record.
AACUAGAGAACAAAACAGCAUCUUAAGUAAGCAAACACACACACACACACACAUAUAUAUAUAUAUAUAUAUAUAUUUGUAUGUGCCAGAACAAAACAGCAUCUUAAGUAAGCAAACACACACACAUACAUAUAUAUAUAUGUAUUUGUAUGUGCCCUUACUUCACAAGUGAAAGUAUGGCAACUCUAGCAACAAUCCCUUGUAAUAAAACUUCGUCCCUCCAAAAACACUUGUCCAUUUUCCACCACCCUAACUGCAAGAUUAUCUGCAAUGCCGCAAACACAUCCAUUUCUCUUCCCCUCAGCCCACAAACCAAUCGCCUCCCCAACUUCCAUUUUCAAGAAUACAUGAAAACAAAAGCAAAUAAGAUAAACAUAGUCCUAGAUGCAUCAGUCCCACUCCAAAACCCCAUCAAGAUCCAUGAAUCCAUCAGAUACUCCCUGCUCGCCGGUGGCAAACGCGUCCGGCCGAUUCUUUGCCUUGCCGCCUGUGAGCUCGUUGGAGGGCAUGAGGACACGGCCAUCCCCAUGGCUUGUGCGGUUGAGAUGAUCCACACGAUGUCGCUCAUCCACGACGACCUCCCGUGCAUGGAUGAUGAUGAUUUACGACGAGGCAAGCCGACGAACCACAAGGCUUUUGGCGAAGAAACAGCAAUCCUUGCCGGUGACGCCCUAUUGUCCCUUGCAUUUGAACAUGUUGCUACCAAGACUACAAAUGUGGCGCCUCAGAGAGUGGUUCAGGCCAUUGCGGAGUUGGGUUCAGCCAUCGGGACAGAAGGGCUCGUUGCUGGGCAGAUGGUGGACAUAUUGAGUGCGGGAAAGGAGGUGAGUUUGGAUGAGUUGGAGUAUAUUCAUGUGCACAAGACAUCUAAGCUUCUUGAGGCUGCUGUGGUUUGUGGCGCAAUCAUAGGUGGAGGAGACGGAAUAGUUGUUGAGAGACUAAGGAAGUAUGCAAGAUGUAUAGGGCUGCUUUUUCAGGUGGUGGAUGAUAUCUUGGACGUCACAAAGUCGUCGAAGGAGCUGGGGAAGACAGCCGGAAAAGACUUGGCGAGCCACAAGGCAACAUAUCCAAGGCUGAUGGGACUGGGGAAGGCCAAGGAGUUUGCCCAACAACUGGUGGGUAACGCCGUGGAGGAGCUGCGCCACUUUGAUGCUUCGAGGGCAGCACCAUUGUAUCAUUUGGCUGGUUACAUAGCUUCCCGCCAGAACUAAUCUAUGAUUGCUGGGUAGAUAGAUACUUGCUGAAAUUCUAAAGAAUGAUAAUUUGCAAUAUUUCUUUACUGCAUCUUAGAAAUGGAAAAUUUCAGGCGAUGUGAAUAGCAUCUUUGGUGAAACUUUUAUGAAUCGAGACAGUUCUUUCAACACCAUUGGAUUUGAAUG